Molecule: messenger RNA, 2513 nt
Organism: Onychostruthus taczanowskii (white-rumped snowfinch)
Lineage: Eukaryota; Metazoa; Chordata; Aves; Passeriformes; Passeridae
Gene: DAPK2
Product: death associated protein kinase 2
Exons: 8
Coding region: 217-1476 (419 amino acids)
Biological process (GO): positive regulation of apoptotic process; intracellular signal transduction; protein phosphorylation
Cellular component (GO): cytoplasm; nucleus
Molecular function (GO): ATP binding; protein serine/threonine kinase activity
Source: RefSeq, a predicted model, not a curated record
UGGUGUACCAAGGUGUAUCCUUGAACACCCUGAGCAGAGCAGAACAGCUCUGCUCAAGUGGCUCAGCCUGGGAGCUCUCCUGAAGCGGAGCCUGCUUCUGCAGGACUGGGGCUGGGGCUGUCGUCUGGCCUCAGGGAGAUUAAAGAGUCCAGCUUAAGAAACCAACACCAAGGAGAUCUUGCAGGGCAAAAGAGAAAGAGAGAACAGUGUGCAUACAUGGUUACAUUCCAGAAAAGUACAAGAACAUACCCCGGUCCAGCUGGCUUCCUGAUGCCUGGAUGGAGUGUCUGCCAGAGGGUUUCUGGAGGAGAACUUUUUGACUUCCUGGCACAGAAGGAGUCUUUGAGUGAAGAGGAAGCAACCAGGUUCAUCAAGCAGAUUUUGGAUGGUGUGAAUUACCUUCACUCUAAGAAAAUUGCUCACUUUGAUCUAAAGCCUGAAAACAUAAUGCUUCUAGACAAGAAUAUCCCUAUUCCACACAUCAAACUCAUUGACUUUGGCCUGGCUCACAAAAUAGAAGAUGGAGUUGAAUUUAAAAAUAUAUUUGGAACUCCGGAAUUUGUAGCUCCAGAAAUCGUAAACUAUGAACCACUUGGACUAGCUGCAGACAUGUGGAGCAUAGGAGUCAUCACCUACAUACUGCUUAGUGGUGCAUCGCCUUUCCUUGGAGAAACUAAACAAGAAACCCUUGCCAACAUCACAGCUGUGAAUUACGAUUUUGAUGAAGAAUUUUUCAGUAAUACUAGUGACCUGGCAAAAGACUUUAUUCAGAAACUACUGGUGAAAGAUACACGGAAGCGGCUUACAAUUCAGGAAGCUCUGUCUCAUCCAUGGAUAACGCUGAAAGAUGAAACCAAAGUCCAGGAAAACAAGAAGGUGGAGAACGCGCAGCUGAAGACGAAAUGCCUGAGGGAGUACACCAUAAAGUGCCACUCGAGCAUGCCCCCCAACAACACCUACAUCAACUUUGAGCGCUUUGCCCGCGUUGUAGAGGACAUUUCCCGUGUGGAGCAGGGUUUCAGCACCUUGGCUGCAUCCCAUGAUUCCUUGCAGGAGGACAUGGAUGCUCUGCUUUCCAUUUAUAAUGAGAAAGAAGCUUGGUAUAAAGAAGAGAGUGAAAGCGUGAGGCACAUGCUGUCCCAGCUGAAGUAUGAGUACCGUAAAAUGGAGUCCCUGAAAAGGCACUUGCACGAUGAUAGUGAGGCUGUCGGCGCCAGCCUCGCAGGUGUGUGCGGGAAAUAUGCUGAGCUGCAGAGCCAGUAUGAAUCCCUCAGACAGGAACUUUCUGAGGAAAUCAAGUGGAUACAGGAUUUAAUGAGCAGUUUUCAACUGGAAAAUGAAGCCCGUGUGAACGGAAACUUUGACUCUGUUUUCAACAAAGAUAUUAAUGAAUCACUAAUGGAGCUGUUAAAUAGAUCUUGCUGUGAAGGAUUCCUUGCAGGGUUGAAUCUUGAUGUGACAGAAUCUCAUCAGUAACACUGAGAUCAGGCUAAGUGUAGGGUUUGUUGCUUGUUUCAACGUACGUCAGUUUAAAAAGGUUCCAGUGCAUAGAUUCUACACAAAAACAUGACCUAGGAUUAAAGUUCUGAUGUAUUGCACAAGCUGCUGACCAAGGCUAUAAUCUCCCAGUGUCGAAGUUGUUUUGUUUUUUCCCUGCGUUCGGUGUCUGAACUUUCAGGAACAAGAUCAUCUCAGUGGUAUGGACACAUCUAACGCCAAAACCUUUGGUAUUGCCUAUAUUUUACUCUGCACCAUGUAUUAAAAUUUUUAAAGUUCUUAAAGAUUACUGGUAAUUAAUAAGGAAUAAAGAAUAAGUCAGUCUGUACUUACUAGAAACUGGGUACCUGGAAACUAAUAAAAAAUCCCUUUAUAGCAUCUUUGGUUGGCUGAAGGAAACAGUUGGAUAGCCCUGCUGCAGGCAGUUCUAUACACCUUAUGAUACAAAUAUUUGCAAAGGUUAAAUUUGUAAAUUAAAGCAAAUGGUGUAGCAAUUUAGCUAGUAGUGUGGAAAGUCACUGUGAAAUGGCUGUGCCAAUGAAGAAUGUUAGGAUUAGUGUUUAGGCCAAUUGUGCAGGGUGAACUCUUUUACCAUCAAAGGUAAGGUGAAUUUUAAACUAAAGGAUUAAUCGACAGCUGAGUUUCCUGUCCUGUACCAAAGAAAUCCUAUUCAAAAACACCACUGGGAACUUGUAAUGAUGAAAUAAAUGACUGUGUAAUUCUGCAGUGCAAAUGUCAAUUUUAGACUAAGUGAUAAUAUAGUAAUCUGGUUUGUUUUCUACAGUGAAGAAGAUUACAAAGCUACAACUAACUUAAUCUGUGGUGUGACAUUUGAGACUAGUGUUCUUGCUAUAAAGAUUUUUUUUUCCUUAGAUUUUAAAAAGUAAAAGAAAACCCAGCCAUGAAUCAUGCCAUGCUGUCUUGUAUUUGAAAGAAGUAGUUUGAUGAUACUGUAUUAAUAUGCACAGAUGUACCAAUCUCGUUUUUGAACACAAUAAAUAGUUAUUUAUGCAGGA